Molecule: messenger RNA, 1740 nt
Organism: Nicotiana attenuata
Lineage: Eukaryota; Viridiplantae; Streptophyta; Magnoliopsida; Solanales; Solanaceae
Product: premnaspirodiene oxygenase-like
Exons: 2
Coding region: 34-1542 (502 amino acids)
Molecular function (GO): monooxygenase activity; oxidoreductase activity, acting on paired donors, with incorporation or reduction of molecular oxygen; heme binding
Source: RefSeq, a predicted model, not a curated record
UAAUCCUUCUUCCUUCCUAAGUCCUAACUAAAAAUGGAGAUUCAGUUUUCUAACUUAGUUGGAUUCUUGCUCUUUCUCUCCAGCAUUUUCCUUUUAUUCAAAAAAUGGAAAACCAGAAAACUAAAUUUGCCUCCAGGUCCAUGGAAAUUACCUUUUAUUGGAAGUUUACACCAUUUGGCUGUGGCAGGUCCACUUCCUCACCAUGGCCUAAAAAAUUUAGCCAAACGCUAUGGUCCUCUUAUGCAUUUACAACUUGGACAAAUUCCUACACUCAUCAUAUCAUCACCUCAAAUGGCAAAACAAGUACUAAAAACGCACGACCUCGCUUUUGCCACUAGACCAAAGCUUGUCGUGGCCGACAUCAUUCACUACGACAGCACGGACAUAGCAUUUUCUCCGUACGGUGAAUACUGGAGACAAAUUCGUAAAAUUUGCAUAUUGGAACUCUUGAGUGCCAAGAUGGUCAAGUUUUUUAGCUCGAUUCGCCAAGAUGAGCUUUCGAAGAUGGUCUCGUCUAUACGAACGACACCCAAUCUGACGGUCAAUCUUACUGACAAAAUUUUUUGGUUUACGAGUUCGGUAACUUGUAGAUCAGCUUUAGGGAAGAUAUGUGGUGACCAAGACAAAUUGAUCAUUUUUAUGAGGGAAAUAAUAUCAUUGGCAGGUGGAUUUAGUAUUGCUGAUUUUUUCCCUACAUGGAAAAUGAUUCAUGAUAUUGAUGGUUCGAAAUCUAGACUGGUGAAGGCACAUAGUAAGAUUGAUGAAAUUUUGGGAAAUGUAGUUGAUGAGCACAAAAAGAACAGAGCAGAUGGAAAGAAGGGUAAUGGUGAAUUUGGUGGUGAAGAUUUGAUUGAUGUUUUGCUAAGAGUUAGAGAAAGCGGAGAAGUUCAAAUUCCUAUCACAGAUGACAAUAUCAAAUCAAUAUUAAUCGACAUGUUCUCUGCGGGAUCUGAAACAUCAUCGACGACUAUAAUUUGGGCAUUAGCUGAAAUGAUGAAGAAACCAAGUGUUUUAGCAAAGGCACAAGCUGAAGUAAGGCAAGUUUUGAAGGGGAAGAAAGGUUUUCAACAGAUUGAUCUUGAUGAGCUAAAGUAUCUCAAGUUAGUAAUCAAAGAAACCUUAAGAAUGCACCCUCCAAUUCCUCUAUUAGUCCCUAGAGAAUGUAUGGAGGAUACAAAGAUUGAUGGUUACAAUAUACCUUUCAAAACAAGAGUCAUAGUUAAUGCAUGGGCAAUCGGACGAGAUCCUAAAAGUUGGGAUGACCCUGAAAGCUUUAUGCCAGAGAGAUUUGAGAAUAGUUCUAUUGAUUUUCUUGGAAAUCAUCAUCAAUUUAUUCCAUUUGGUGCAGGAAGAAGGAUUUGUCCGGGAAUGCUAUUUGGUUUAGCUAAUGUUGGACAACCUUUAGCUCAGUUACUUUAUCACUUCGAUUGGAAACUCCCUAAUGGACAAUGUCAUGAAAAUUUCGACAUGACUGAGUCACCUGGAAUUUCUGCUACAAGAAAGGAUGAUCUUGUUUUGAUUGCCACUCCUUAUGAUUCUUGAUUUAUUUAAGUAGUUGCAGAAAUAAAAAGCCGGGGCAAACAGAAAAAAGUAUUGCUGCUUCUAGGUAUUUUCUAUUGGAAAAUUUUCAAAAUUCAUCCACAAUAUAUAGUGUUAUAUCAUAUAUGUGUACUCAAUAAGUGUUUGGGGCUAUUAUAUUACAAAUAAAUAAAGGUUUUCCUUUUUACAUUUGUAUUUAAA